Messenger RNA from Cuscuta epithymum, 1617 nucleotides. The record is from the annotation of a GenBank genome assembly. NCBI's taxonomy places the organism in Eukaryota, Viridiplantae, Streptophyta, Magnoliopsida, Solanales, Convolvulaceae.
CUUUUGGCCCUUAUCCCAUAGUUCAAAUUGCUAAAACGAGUCUCCCUCUAGUAGCUUGCAGGCUGAAGAAGAAGACAGCCAGCCAUGGCAACCACGUUCAGCCUCCUCCAACUCCCAGUCCUUUCCUCAUCAAAGCAGAAACAACCCAUCAUCCCAAAGUCGUUUUCCUCAAUACCCAUCAGACCAAAUCCUCCCCAGAUCUCCCAAAACCCUCUUAAACAAACCAUUAAUUCACCGCUCAAAUUCGCCCCUCUCCCUCUUAGUUGCAUUUCGCUGACUUUCCUUUUCGAUGCUCAGGAUGCUAUUGCGGUUGGUGGGGAAUUUGGGAUUCUUGAAGGGCGUAGCUUUGCCAUGAUUCACCCUAUUGUUAUGAGUGGGCUGUUUGUUUACACCCUGUACGCCGGAUUCCUUGGUUGGCAGUGGCGGCGCGUGCGCACACUCCAGGAUGAGAUCAGUGAGCUGAAGAAGCAAGCCAGGGUGCCAGUUAUAGACGACACCACUCCUACUGAUCUCUCUCAGGCAUCUCCUGUUGAAGUCAAGAUUCAGCAACUUACUGAGGAGAGAAAGGCAUUGGUGAAGGGUUCAUUCAGGGAUAGGCAUUUCAAUGCUGGUUCUGUAUUGUUAGGGUUUGGGGUCUUUGAGGCCAUUUCAGGAGGAUUUAACACUUGGGUUCGGACGGGGAAGCUGUUCCCAGGGCCUCACUUGUUUGCAGGGGCAGCAAUUACUGUCUUGUGGGCUGUAUCUGCUGCUCUUGUACCUGCAAUGCAGAAGGGAAGCGAAAGUGCUAGAAAUCUUCACAUUGCGUUAAAUGUGUUGAAUGUCCUCCUUUUCAUGUCUCAGAUCCCUUCAGGAAUUGAAAUUCUCUUCAAAGCAUACCAGUUCACCAGUUGGCCUUGAAAUGAAACCCAGCUAUUUGGGAAAACAAAAGAAAUUGUUCACUUUGGUUAAGAAUAUCAUGGAGAGAGCAAUGAAAGUAAGAGAUAUUGCUGCAACAGAAGCAUUUUAAGGGGAAACACUUCUUUCUUGACUAUCCUUCGACACACUGGUUGUAUUACUGAAGGUCAAUGUGGAUAUGUAUGUCAUAUGAAUCAAGGAAUGGUCAAUGUACAUUCGCACUGCCUAUAUGUAUGAGUACACCAUUUCUAUGGUCUAAUGUUGUGUUUAGUUGCUUUGAGUUGUUGCUUGUCCCAGCAAUGUCAACACAAGUACUGUGCUGUCCGAUAAGUUUAUUGAAACCAUUUUUUCUUUCUUACAAAGCGACCAUUUUAUUCCUUGAGCCAAGUAAAAAAAGUUAAGGCAGUAUAGUUUAUGCUUCAUUCGGCAAGAAAGGCAGCAUCACCGGCACGGUAAUUCCAUUCUAUGUGGAUAUGGCAGAACAGAAGUACAGAACUUGGAUUCUGCUAUUUAUCUUCUUGAUAAAGAUGCGAUUCACGAGCUAUUUUGUACCAUGGAAAAAUUAGCUGCAUUACACAGAUAAUUUUUCUUGCUUGAAUCACUCCGAAUGUAAUGAUCCCACACCGGUCAUGUGCUUGUACUUUUGGGAGUGAGUUUUAACACCGAACAUAAUGCUCUUGUACUUUUGUAGCCCAUCUCCAAAACAAGCUUUAAAGUUUAAAC